AUGUCUUCAUCAGGUGGUCCUAGCGACCGCAAUGGUGGCCCCUCUAAAUCAUUUUCCUUUGCCCCAAAUUCCAAUGGCGCUCCGAAGAAAGCAGGAUUCAGCUUCCAAUCCAACCGCGGCCGUCCCGCCGACUCUCCAGCAAACAAGGGCCGUUCACUUCCCCGCCGACCACACCGACUGGGACACGGCGAUGAUGAUUCAGACGAGGAUGAGCACCCACCUGCUCAUGAAGAAGUAUCGGGCUUCGACACCCUUACUGGCGAUGCGCUUACGGCCGACGGAGAAGCUGUGAAGAAAGAAGGACCUUUGGUGAUUCCAGUUACAAGCAAGAAUAACUGGCGCGAUCGCCCUGGUGGUCCUAAGAAGGGAAAAAAGAACCUCCUCCCCGCUGAGGUUCAGGCCAUGCAGGAAGCCGAACGGACUGGAAAGGCCCCCGCGGGAGGGGAGGUUGAGACCGAAGGUCCUAGUAUGGCAUACGGCCUGAGCUUUGCGCAGGACGAACAGCGAGGGAGUGAGGUUGCUGAUGGCGAUCAGCCCAUGGCAGAUGCGAAGCCUCUUGCUCCUACAUCUGCUGAAGAUAAAAAACCACUUACAGAUGAUCAGAUAGCUUUACAAGCUCUGAUUCGAGAAAGCAAGGGCGAGGUGGAGCGGAGAUCUGAUUUGGUGAUUGAGGCGUCAAAGUCUCGAGACGAAGAGGAGGAGGAAUCUUACACCCAUGGUGAACCGACGAACUCAUUUAAAACGGAUUUAAAGUCUCGUCCUGAAUCAGCAACCCUGGAUCAAUAUAAUGCUAUUCCCGUUGAGGAAUUUGGCGCUGCGUUGCUACGAGGAAUGGGAUGGAAAGAUGGACAAUCGAUUGGACGAGGUAAUUACAGCUCUUCUGCUUCUGCAGAAAAAGCGAACAAAGCUGCAGUUCCAGCACGACGACCCGGGUUUUUGGGAAUCGGAGCUAAAGAUUCCUCCGGUGGGAAAGGUGCUGAAGCUGAGCUUGGAGCUUGGGGCAAAUCGGCCAUGCGCAAGGCGUCCAGGAAGGCUGGUGAGGAAAAUUCCGAGGGUAAAACCGAGGGUGUCUAUAUGCCAGUGAUGAUGCGCAACAAGAAGACUGGUGAAUACUUGACGGAGGAAGAUUUGGCAGACCUGAAGAAGAAGUCAGCUUCCCAGCCAGACAAGGACGACUGGCGUGAGAGGCGCGAUAAGAAUUUGGAAAAGAGCGGACGGGACAGGGACCGUGAAUAUCGCAAGCGUGAUUACGAUGAUGAGGGUCGUUCUGAUCGGAAAAGCGGGUCUUCACGUCGGGAUCGCAGUCGUUCAAGCGGUCGUCAGUCUUCUAGACGCUCGCGGUAUGACGAGGAUGAUGACCGUCGGAGAGAUGAUCGGUCUUCCCGGGAUCGAGAACGCGAUAGAGAUCGCCGACGAGAUCGCGAUGACGAUAAAGAUCAUCGCAGAGAUCGUGACCGAGACCGUCGGCACCGCGAUGAUAAAUACAGCAGCAGUUCACGACAUUCCUCCUCCCAUUCUUCCCGUCAUGAUCGAGACCGAGAUCGGGAUCGUGACUCUCGCCGAAGCCGUCGAGACGAUUGA
Molecule: messenger RNA, 1581 nt
Organism: Penicillium malachiteum
Lineage: Eukaryota; Fungi; Ascomycota; Eurotiomycetes; Eurotiales; Aspergillaceae
Gene: spp2
Product: spliceosome ATPase-activating subunit SPP2
Exons: 1
Coding region: 1-1581 (526 amino acids)
Biological process (GO): mRNA splicing, via spliceosome
Cellular component (GO): spliceosomal complex
Molecular function (GO): nucleic acid binding
Source: RefSeq, a predicted model, not a curated record